AUGACCUCAAUUGAAGCUCUUCUCAACGUUACAGACGUAGCCGAUGCUGAUAAUGCGACAACAUCGACUAUCUUAAGCACUACCACUACAGUUUUAACUACUACAACUACAGUGAUCUCGACAACGUUAUCCACUACAGCAGCUACAAUAACAAGCACGAUACCCGUGCCCACUGAGGAUUCUCACUCAUUAUUCUUGUUUUGUACGGUACUAUUCUUUGCUGGAAUUGCUGUUGUGGCUAAAAUUAUAUAUUCGAAUCGGAAUAAGUAGGUUUUUUGAAUAUUUGUAAUUUGUAAAGAAAGUUUUUGUCAUUUUUUGUUUUGGAAAGAAAGUAACUGCAGUUUAACAAACAAUAAUGCCUAUAUUACCUAAAACCCUUUCAGAUACAGCGUACUAAAUAUCCAUCCAAACUGGCGAAUGUCAGCAUCAAGAACCUCAGGUUCAGUACCAUUUGGAGCCACUACAGACCCAUUUAAUCCAAGUAACGCUCCUGCUGGUCUUGGCUUCGGAUCGGCUCAUUAUACAGCUGUAACACCGACUUCAGGCGAUCAGUUUGCCCAAGCUCACGAGGAAUGGGAACGACAAUUCUUUGACGAACGGCCUAGUGAACAGGAAAGGGUAGGGCAUUUUGAAGGUGUUUUUGAGAAGGCAUGGCUUAGAAUAACAUUUGGGGGGUUAUAUAGUUUGGCUUCUUUAUCAGUGUAUUGCUUUUUUUAUAAUAAGGGGGGGGGGAGUGAUGAAAAAAAAAUUUUGCUAGGGAGGGGGUGGAUCUACCCCCCCCUUCUCCGCAGAAAACCCGUAGCGACGCCCCUGGGUACCAUCAACUCUUUAAACACCUCAUUCCUUUCCCACAAUAUCCUUUCCAGUAGGUGAAUUGAAUUGUCAUCAUUGUUACCAUACCUACAACAAUAUCCAUUGCAGACCUCAUCUCGCCUCGAACUGCGACGAUAA
Molecule: messenger RNA, 951 nt
Organism: Bursaphelenchus okinawaensis
Lineage: Eukaryota; Metazoa; Nematoda; Chromadorea; Rhabditida; Aphelenchoididae
Source: the annotation of a GenBank genome assembly